Aureobasidium melanogenum CBS 110374 is the source of this 1095-nucleotide messenger RNA. Its product is annotated as FAS1 domain-containing protein. Gene Ontology annotation, biological process: macroautophagy. Gene Ontology annotation, cellular component: fungal-type vacuole membrane. Lineage: Eukaryota; Fungi; Ascomycota; Dothideomycetes; Dothideales; Saccotheciaceae. The record is from RefSeq and is a predicted model, not a curated record. Bases 1 to 1095 code for a protein of 364 amino acids. The transcript has a single exon.
AUGACCAAUGGCACUGUUCCGUUGGCCAACCAGCAGCUCAACUCGUUCUGGACUCUCCUUCAGCAGUUUGGCUUGUUGGGUACUUACAGCAACAUGAAGAACAUCACCCUGCUCGCACCUAGCAACGAGGCUUUGGCUCGUUUGAACACUUCCGGCGUUGCCAUCACCUCUGAACUUGUUCAGGCAUUGGUCGACUACCACACUCUCAAUGGCACUAUCAUGUCCUCGGAGCUCAGCAACGUCACAUCUCUCUUCCCUCACACUCACUUGACCAACCCCACCUACUCCAAUGUCACCGGAGGACAGGUCGUCGAGGCCCUGAUGGUCAACAAGACAGCCUACUUCUUCAGUGGACUUAAGAACAACGUCUCGGUCACCACCGCAAACCUGAACUUCACUGGCGGUGUCAUUCACAUCGUCGAUGGCACUCUUACUAUCCCGGGAAACCUUACCUCUACCCUCACCAACUCCAACCUUACCGCACUUGCUGGUGCAGCUCAGGAGCUGAACAUGACAUCCACUUUGGGUCGUCUCCACGAUGUCACAAUCUUUGCUCCUAACAACGAUGCAUUCCAAGCUGUUGGCGAUGCUCUGGCAAACGCCUCCAUGUCUAUGCUCAGCAACAUUCUGAGCUACCACGUUGUGAACAACACCGUUCUUUACAGCUCUGACAUCAAGAACGGUACCACUUCCGUGUCCACCCUCACCGGUCACAACAUCACCCUCCAGAACAUCAACGGCAGCUUGUACGUCAACAGCGCCAAGGUUGUCACUCCUGACGUCCUGUUCGGCAAUGGUGUCAUUCAAGUCAUCGAUGAAGUGCUUAACCCCAACAACACUGUCGCCCACAACUCUUCCAUGACUGCCACUUCCAAGUCAAGCACUUCUCAGGCUUUCGCUGGCGUCACCACCAAGGCUUCCAACGUACCCUUCACCUCUGGCCAGGCCACACCCACUACAUCGAACGCUGCCCAGAAGAGUGCCACCACUGGAGCUCUCAGCUCGUCGACCGGUGCCGCCAAUGCUUUCGCAACUGGCGCUAUCGGCGCUGCUGCCUUGUUCGGUGGUAUUGGCGCCGCUUUCGCCAACUUCUAA